Molecule: messenger RNA, 348 nt
Organism: Cucurbita maxima (winter squash)
Lineage: Eukaryota; Viridiplantae; Streptophyta; Magnoliopsida; Cucurbitales; Cucurbitaceae
Product: S-protein homolog 1-like
Exons: 1
Source: RefSeq, a predicted model, not a curated record
AUGAUAAAGAAUAUUGUCGUUUUCUUUCUUUUCACGGUGGCUUUAGUGGGGGCUGAGGUUCCAAGGGUCGCGUUACCACCACCAGGACCUUCUAGAUAUUACAUUCAUGUGGUUAACGGGCUAAGCAAACUUGGGUUGCUUGUGCAUUGUCAGUCUAAAGACGAUGACUUGGGGUAUCAUCGUUUGCUUAAUCAUGGAGAUGAUUACCAAUGGAACUUCAAGGUUAACUUUUGGGGAACAACCCUCUAUUGGUGCAAAUUGGAGACGCCACAUGCGUAUGUCUCUUUUGAAAGCUUUUGGCCUGAACAGCAGCACUUAUGGCUCCGUGAUAGGUGCAAACAUGGAACU